CUUUUGACUACUUUGACUUUCCGUAGACUACAAAUCGUUCCCAUAGCGACCAUCUAGGCGGAGGAGACUACUGAAGGGUUUUAUGACGAUACCAGAUCGACAUGUCCUUCAGAGACCUAAGAAAUUUCACAGAAAUGAUGAGGGCUUUGGGCUAUCCUCGCUUGAUAUCUAUGGAAAACUUCAGAACACCAAACUUCACCCUUGUAGCAGAAAUCCUAAUAUGGCUUAUAAAGAGAUAUGAACCUAACAUUGAUAUUCCCACCGAUGUGGAGACAGAGGCUGACAGGAUAUUCUUCAUUAAGGCCGUAGUUCUGUUCAUGGGGAGCAAGGCACACAUCAAGCUAAACACCAAGCACCUCUACCAGGCUGAAGGUUAUGCAGUGAAAGAGAUGCUGAAGAUUACGUCAGUGCUGUACAAUUCUAUGAAAACCAAGCAGAUGGCUACCGAGGAUGUUGUGAAGGAAGAUAAAAACAAUUUCAAAUUUGACCUAAGUUCAAGGAUUUCUGAUCUUAAAGCGGCUCGUCAGCUGGCAUCUGAAAUCACAUCCAAAGGAGCGUCGCUGUAUGAUUUAUUGGGAAAAGAGGCAGAGCUCAGGGAAAUGAGAACUGCUGCCAUUGCUCGACCUCUUGAGAUCAAUGAGAUUGAAAAGGCACUGAGAGCUGCCAUUAAGGAAACUCUAGUGAGUGUGGAGAAGACCAAAGAGAUGCGAAGUAAUGUCGUCUCAGAUGAGACCAGCCUGGACUCUAAGUUAAAGAAGAAGAAACAGGACCUGGAGAGGCAUCAGAAGAGGCUGCAGACGUUGCAAAGUGUCAGGCCAGCCUUCAUGGAUGAAUAUGAAAAGAUAGAAGAAGAGCUGCAGAAACAAUAUGAAGUAUUUGUGGAGAAGUUCCGAAACCUCACCUUCCUGGAGUCACAACUGAAUGAGUAUCACAGGCUGGAGCAGGAAAGGUUUGAGGAAAAUGAAAACACCCUGAGGAUAAUGCAACACAAAAUAAGGGAGGAGGAGAGAGAUCUGAUGAAGAGCUCAUUAAAAGACUCUGACUCUGAUUUGGACGUUCUAGAGGAUGAAGGGUCAGACAGCGACCUUGAAGAAUCUCGUCCAUCUAAGCCACGACCAACAAGAACCAGCCUCAUGGGAGGGAGAGGAGCACGUUUCAUUGGUAACAUGCUGGCCGGCGACAGCGAUGAGACUGAUGACGGCGAGAUUGAUGUCGAUGAGGAUGAUGAGGAAGAUGAGGAUGAUGAAGAAGAUGAGAGCAGGGAGCUGGAGGACGACAGCUUAGAUGUCCCGUUGCAGAGGAGUAACCGUCUGUCUAGAGGGGGAGUGAAACCACCUCUGCUGGAAGAAAGUGAUGAUGGCUUUUGAGUUAGGAGCAUCAGCUCUGAACUUUUUAAAAUUUGGAGUUAUAGAUGGAGAUAAGUUGUGUUAUGUUCUUGAAAUAAUAAUGCCACACUAGGAAUUUUACCUGCAGCUACAGCUCUUGUUCUUUUAUAUUUAUAUAAACUGCUGACAAAAAUAAAAGUCUGAAAUGUUUGUUAAAAAAAAAGU
Molecule: messenger RNA, 1550 nt
Organism: Cyprinodon variegatus (sheepshead minnow)
Lineage: Eukaryota; Metazoa; Chordata; Actinopteri; Cyprinodontiformes; Cyprinodontidae
Gene: ift38
Product: clusterin associated protein 1
Exons: 13
Coding region: 102-1367 (421 amino acids)
Biological process (GO): cilium assembly
Cellular component (GO): cilium; intraciliary transport particle B; centrosome
Source: RefSeq, a predicted model, not a curated record